AUGGCGGCGAAAGCGACGUCGAAUAAUAUCAACUUUAACCCGUUUCAAUCGAGCUCGAACGCACUCGCGGAACCGUAUCGAGGGAGGAGGAAAAUGCCGAGCUCGAUGACGAAAAUACCUCGAUAUUUAUACGAUAUCGGCUUGAACAAAGCGAAGGACAUAUAUUGCACGUCGAAAGUGACAUCGGCAAUUAAAGGGUUCGAUUUAAACAUGUUUAAGAGAGAUGCGUCGAUAUUGUACGAGGAGAUAUCGAGAGCGAUUGCGAAUAACAAUUUGUCCAGUUGUCGCCGAGACGUGAGCGAUAAAGUGAUGCAAGAGUUGAAGCAAGAGCAGAAAAGAAGGACGAAGAACGGGUGGUCGAGGAUUCGGUGGAAUUUGAGCGAAAAAGGGGUGGAGAACGUUUCCGUGGUGCAAGGACGGAUGAUGGCGACCAGUCAGGACUUGACCAACGCGUUCGCGCAGUUUACGGUGAGGUUCGAGAGCAGACAAGAGUUUGGCGCGUACGACGACAACGACCGGUUAGUCGCCGGGGAUUCCGAGGAGGUUGGGGCAAAUUUGAAGGUUGUAGAUCAUUGGGUGUUUGAGAGAGGUAUAGGACCAAUUCACAAGACGAAUUCGAGGUGGCGGUUGUGCGCGAGACUGAUCGUAGAGGAGUGA
Bathycoccus prasinos is the source of this 657-nucleotide messenger RNA. RefSeq lists its product with no specific name. The record is from RefSeq and is a predicted model, not a curated record. The transcript has a single exon. Bases 1 to 657 code for a protein of 218 amino acids. NCBI's taxonomy places the organism in Eukaryota, Viridiplantae, Chlorophyta, Mamiellophyceae, Mamiellales, Bathycoccaceae. Gene Ontology annotation, cellular component: mitochondrion.